Acyrthosiphon pisum (pea aphid) is the source of this 867-nucleotide messenger RNA. RefSeq names its product transmembrane protein 107-like. The record is from RefSeq and is a predicted model, not a curated record. Gene Ontology annotation, biological process: non-motile cilium assembly; protein localization to ciliary transition zone. NCBI's taxonomy places the organism in Eukaryota, Metazoa, Arthropoda, Insecta, Hemiptera, Aphididae. The coding region runs from base 393 to 812 and encodes 139 amino acids. The transcript has 5 exons. Gene Ontology annotation, cellular component: MKS complex.
UAGAAUUGUUGAAAGUCGAUCGGGAAGGAGUGCCGAGUGUCACCAGUGUUCGAUGUUAGUACUUAGGACUUAGGGUACUCACUGACCCCAGCGACCUUAUUUAAUACGUAUUUCUAGUUGCUAAUACAAUUUUAAAAAUCUCUAAACAACCUAAACCAAGAACCUACCUACCAAUUAACAGUAACACAUUGACGUGUCUCUUUAUCGGAAAACAAAUUACGAUUUAUUGUGAAUCGACGUUGGUGUUAUUAUAAAAUAUUUGUUUACUAAUAUUAUACGGGUUACCAUGGCGACCCAUAAUAAUAUGAACAACGAUGAUCUGCGAAGACUAUUAGGUAAGCAUAUUGGAUAAGACACGGCAAAACUAAAUAUAUAUAUACUGUCGUUCAACAAUGUCGACGUUUUGUGCUGAUGGUCUUAUUCCAGCGAGAUUUUUAUGUCUCGUUGCUCACUUUAUAAUGCUCGUCAUGGCUUUAAACCAUAGGGAGCAAAAUGUAAAAGCCUGUCUACCAUACGAUUAUGACAACGACCUUUACAUGGAACAAGACAAAAGGUUGAUGAUUGGUUACACACUUUCAAUUGGGUUCAUUGGUAUCGAAAUGUUUGGAUUUAUGAGUGGUAUAACAAUGUUUUCUCCUACCAACGGUUUUAUAUCUAUGAUUUGCCAUGGAGUGGCUACUAUGAUGAUGUUUUAUUUCCUUCAAGAUUUGUGGAGUUGUGAGAUGUUUUGGUCCGUGUUUUUUUUAUGCAGCAUAUUGCCGUGUUCGAUCGAACUAAUUAUGAUAUGCUAUUCCUUUAUAAUGAAAAAAUAAUGAUGUUCUUAUGAAAAAUUAAUUUAAGUUAUUGAUAUAUAUACCCAUCUAAUAU